AAAUGAUUUAAAUGUAUAUUAUCGAUCCCUUUUUACUGCUUGGUGACGUGUCCUCUCAAAAGAUGUGUAUAUACCUACCUACUUACCUUUUUACUUCCUUAUUUCUAGAAUUGGAGUAGAAGAGGAAAAUGUCAAAAUCCUUAAAAACACCAAGAAGUAAAUCUAUAGAAAAAAAUAAUUUCAAGUUAGUUGCAGCCAUCGAUUUUGGAACAACAUUUUCAGGGUAUGCUUUUUCAUCAAAAGAUGACUACAAGAGCAAUCCCCUUCUUGUAUAUGCUAUGGUGUGGCCAAAUGAAGUUUACCAGUCAUCGAAAACAUCGACCACUAUUUUGUUCGAUGCAGACAAAAAGUUUCACUCUUUUGGAUUCCAAGCUGAGACGGAUUAUGCUAAUUUAGCACAGGGUGACAACCAUCGUGACUGGUAUUACUUUCGUAGAUUUAAAAUGGUCCUCUACGAGAAUAUGAAUAUUGAUAUGGAUAUGAUGUUACAAGAUGAAACUGGCAAAGACAUGCUUGCAUUAGACGUGUUUUCUGCUGCUAUUAGUUAUCUAAAAACCAAUUUGUUAGACAUGUGUAAAAGGCGACACUAUUUAUACAAUGGAGAUCAAAUACGAUGGAUUCUUACUGUUCCAGCAUUAUGGAAUGAUCGAGCUAAACUGUUUAUGAGACAGGCAGCUAACCAGGCAGGAAUAUCACAGGGCCAACUAGUAGUUGCACUGGAACCCGAAUCAGCAUCUCUUUACUGUAUUGAAUGGAUGAAAAGAGAAACCUCAUUUGACUUGGAAAAGGGAGAAAAGGUACUUGUCCUUGAUGCUGGAGGAGGUACUGUUGAUAUUGCUAUUCAGCAAGUCAAAGACAACGGUCGGAUACAGGAACUUCACAGGGCUAACGGAGGUGACUGGGGAGGUACUAAGGUAGACCAAGAAUUCAAGCAACUCCUCAUUGAUAUUGUUGGGAAUCAGGUUUUCGAAGAAUUCAAGUUAAAAAAUCAAACUGAUUACAUGGAUUUGUUUAGAGAUUUUGAAGUAGGUAAACGUAGGGAUUUUUCUGUUGAAGCCACUGGAAAAGUGCCAAUUCGUCUUCCAAGUAUAUUUAAUGAGCUCUGUCAGAAAAUAAACAAGAGAGAUAUAAAUGAGAUAGUUUCUAUAAAUAAUACAUUCAUAAACCAUAUAGAACUCAAGCGGGAUAAACUACUAAUUGAUAUUUCUAUAUUUAAAAAACUCUUUGAAAAGACCAUAAAUGAAAUAAAAAAACACUUACAAGAAUUAUACCAGAAGAGAGAUAUCAAUGACAUAAGAACUAUAUUCAUGGUCGGAGGUUUCUCAUGUUGUCAUCUGUUAUAUGACUGUAUUCAAAAGGAGUUUCCAUCAGUGCGCGUUAAAUUUCCAAUGGAUCCAGAAUUAUCUGUUCUAAAGGGUUCAGUGAUAUAUGGACAUAGACCGGAAAUAUUUUCAUCAAGAAUAAGUGUGUACACUUACGGUAUAGAGACCACGGAUUUUUCUGUUGAAGCCACUGGAAAAGUGCCAAUUCGUCUUCCAAGUAUAUUUAAUGAGCUCUGUCAGAAAAUAAACAAGAGAGAUAUAAAUGAGAUAGUUUCUAUAAAUAAUACAUUCAUAAACCAUAUAGAACUCAAGCGGGAUAAACUACUAAUUGAUAUUUCUAUAUUUAAAAAACUCUUUGAAAAGACCAUAAAUGAAAUAAAAAAACACUUACAAGAAUUAUACCAGAAGAGAGAUAUCAAUGACAUAAGAACUAUAUUCAUGGUCGGAGGUUUCUCAUGUUGUCAUCUGUUAUAUGACUGUAUUCAAAAGGAGUUUCCAUCAGUGCGCGUUAAAUUUCCAAUGGAUCCAGAAUUAUCUGUUCUAAAGGGUUCAGUGAUAUAUGGACAUAGACCGGAAAUAUUUUCAUCAAGAAUAAGUGUGUACACUUACGGUAUAGAGACCACAGAACCUUUUGACAGAAACGAACAUCCUGCUAGCAAGAAAAUGGCAGACUCUAUCGAUGAAAAAUAUCACUGUGAUAAGAUCUUUUGUAUUCAUGUAAAAGAAGGUGAGAUUGUCACUCUAGGAACAUCGGUGCGUAAAACCUAUAAAACCAUUGAACCAAAUCAAACUGGCAUGGAUUUUAAAGUAUAUGCCACGAAGAAGAAAAAUCCGAAGUUUACAGAUGAACCCGGAUGCUUCUACGUUGGAAAGCUGAAAGUAGAUCUUUCUGGAAUUGUACCAGGAAAGAAUAAAACAAGAGAGAUUGAAGUUGAAUUGGUCUAUGGCGGUACCGAAUUAGACGCAGUUGCAAGAGACACAAAAUCUGGGAGGGAAUUUAGAGGACAUUUUGUUCUUGGAUCAAGAACACGAAAGGUUUCUCAUAAAAAGGAAUGAAAAAAAUGUAUGUGUAUUUCAUUCUUUAGCUAACGGUCAAAUAGCUUAAAAAGCUUUUAAGCUUGCCAACAUACUUCAUCUAUAUCUAUAUUCAAAUCGAAUACUAGUAUCAAGAUGUUAAUAUCAUUUAAUACAAUGACAAUAUUUGGCUAGUAGAAAUAUAUUUAAACUGAGUUGGUAAUAAACUUAGGUAUUUAUAGUACUUUUUUCUCUCUAAUAAAGUAAA
Mytilus trossulus (common blue mussel) is the source of this 2604-nucleotide messenger RNA. RefSeq names its product heat shock 70 kDa protein 12A-like. The transcript has 7 exons. The record is from RefSeq and is a predicted model, not a curated record. NCBI's taxonomy places the organism in Eukaryota, Metazoa, Mollusca, Bivalvia, Mytilida, Mytilidae. The coding region runs from base 129 to 2378 and encodes 749 amino acids. Gene Ontology annotation, molecular function: ATP-dependent protein folding chaperone; ATP binding.